AUGCCGGCCGAGAAAAUCCGGGUUUCGGGUGACUCGCGCAUCGAGUACAGAUCUGCGACCCUCAACGGCAACAACUACGCCUACCUUUUCAGCCAACCUCAAUCAGGCAACUAUAGGGCGACUGUAUUCCUGAUCCAUGGAUUCCCGGAUAUUUCUAUGGGAUGGCGGUAUCAAAUCCCCAUGCUGGUUGACAUGGGAUUGAGAGUGGUGGCUCCGGAUUGUCUCGGCUAUGGACGAACGGAUGCCCCCGAAGACGCAAUCCACUACUCUCACAAACGCUGCGCAGACGACAUCCAAGCCCUGGCCUCGCACCUAGGCGAAUCCAAGAUUGUGCUCGGCGGACAUGACUGGGGCGCCGCACUAGCCUAUCGGGUCGCCCUCUGGCACCCGGAUCUCGUCAGCCACCUCUUCACCGUCUGCGUGCCCUUCGGUCGCCCCGUGGCGAAACAUAUCCCGCUCGAGGAGCUUGUACGAACCGUCACCCCGACAUUUGCGUACCAGCUCCAGUUCGGGAGUGGCAAUCUCGAGAAAGUGAUUCGCUCCAGGGCCGAGAUUAAGCAGUUCCUUUGUGCGAUGUAUGGGGGACGCACUGAGCAGGGUGAGGUCGGGUUCGAAGCCGAGAAAGGCGCGUUGUUGGAUAGGUUGCCGCUGAUCAAACCGUCGCGGUUGCUGAGCGAGGAGGAACUGGAUUAUUACUCGAGUGAAUUCGCCAGACACGGGAUUCAUGGACCGCUCAAUUGGUACCGAACUCGCAAGAUCAACCAUGAAGAGGAACUUGCCAUCCUCGACCGCCAGAUCACUAUCCCAGUACUAUUCAUACAGGCAUUGAGAGAUCAGGCACUGCCGGCGCAUCUGGGAAAGUCAAUGGCGAAGCACAUUCCUAAUCUGACGUUGAAGCAGGUCAAUACCUCGCACUGGGCGUUGUGGGAGAAGCCCGAGGAGGUGAACGGCAUUCUUGCAGCAUGGUUGAACGAAGCCGCUUUCGCCGAGGGAAGAGCAGGCAAGCUCUAG
Molecule: messenger RNA, 1011 nt
Organism: Penicillium alfredii
Lineage: Eukaryota; Fungi; Ascomycota; Eurotiomycetes; Eurotiales; Aspergillaceae
Product: alpha/beta fold hydrolase
Exons: 7
Coding region: 1-1011 (336 amino acids)
Molecular function (GO): catalytic activity
Source: RefSeq, a predicted model, not a curated record